Messenger RNA from Aspergillus oryzae RIB40, 423 nucleotides. Its product is annotated as SDR family NAD(P)-dependent oxidoreductase. The coding region runs from base 1 to 423 and encodes 140 amino acids. Lineage: Eukaryota; Fungi; Ascomycota; Eurotiomycetes; Eurotiales; Aspergillaceae. The transcript is spliced from 2 exons. The record is from RefSeq and is a predicted model, not a curated record.
AUGGCGUGCAAAGUUACAGGAACCGCUUUCAUCACCGGCGCAGCCUCCGGGAUUGGCAAAGCAACGGCAUUGAAAUUUGCAGAACAAGGCAUUACCUCCUUGGCACUUGUAGAUGUCAACUUGGCUCAGCUGGAGGGCACCCGCGAUGAGCUGCGCAAUACCUUCCCCCAUAUCGAAACCGAGAUCAUGCAGGUAGAUGUCACCAAUGAAGCGUCGGUAAACGAGGCGAUCAAGAAGACAGUGACUCGAUUUGGUCGCAUUGACAUUGCCGUGAACUCCGCAGGGAUCAGUGGAAUUCCUACAAAGACGCAUGAGCUAAGCUUGCAGGAGUGGCAAAAGGUCAUUGACAUCAAUCAGACAGGGCUGUGGCUGUGUCAGAGGGGAGUCAUCCAGCAGAUGUUAACACAAGAGUGGGUCUCGUAG